AUGUGGCCAAGCCCAAAUGGUACACUACGAAAUGUUCUCGGCGGAACUGUUUUUCGUGAACCAAUUUUAUGUAAGAAUGUACCAAGACUCGUUCCUGGCUGGAAAGAAUCCAUUAUCAUUGGACGGCACGCAUUUGGUGAUCAGUAUAAAGCGAGGGAUUUUACUGUGAAGAAGGGUACGAAAUUUCAACUCUGUGAAAUUAUUGACGGAAACGAUAAGCGGUACGAUGUGUUCACAUUCGCCAAAAGUGGUGGUGUUAUAUUGGGAAUGUAUAACACUGAUGAGAGUAUUACUGAUUUUGCACACUCCUGCUUCCAAUAUGCUUUAUCGAAGAAACGUCCAAUUUAUCUCAGUACGAAGAACACAAUAUUGAAAAGAUAUGACGGCCGUUUCAAAGACAUUUUUAAGGAUGUUUAUCUUAAGAAUUACGAAAAUGAUUUCAAGAAACUGAAUAUUUGGUAUGAACAUCGACUGAUCGAUGAUAUGGUCGCUCAGGUGCUGAAAAGCGCUGGUGGCUUUGUAUGGGCAUGUAAGAAUUAUGAUGGUGACGUACAAUCGGAUAUUAUUGCCCAAGGUUUUGGAUCGCUAGGCUUGAUGACCUCAGUGUUGAUGUGCCCAGAUGGUAAAACAAUAGAAACAGAAGCAGCACAUGGUACGGUAACACGGCAUUAUCGUGAGCACCAAAAAGGUAAGCCGACAUCAACGAAUCCAGUUGCAUCCAUAUUUGCUUGGUCAAGAGGACUGGAUCAUCGUGGUAAGCUGGAUAACAAUGCUGAACUUCGGAAGUUUGCACAGAUGCUAGAAAAGGCAUGCAUUACAACAAUUGAAGAAGGAAAGAUGACAAAAGAUUUGGCAGUUUGUAUACAUGGAACGCAGAAUGCAACACAAGCCAUUUAUCUGAAUACGCAGGAUUUCCUGCAUGCUGUUGACAGCAAACUGCAGUCUCUAAUGAAAUAA
This is a messenger RNA of Loa loa (African eye worm), 957 nucleotides long. Its product is annotated as isocitrate dehydrogenase. NCBI's taxonomy places the organism in Eukaryota, Metazoa, Nematoda, Chromadorea, Rhabditida, Onchocercidae. The transcript has 8 exons. The record is from RefSeq and is a predicted model, not a curated record. Gene Ontology annotation, cellular component: mitochondrion. Gene Ontology annotation, biological process: isocitrate metabolic process. Gene Ontology annotation, molecular function: isocitrate dehydrogenase (NADP+) activity; NAD binding; magnesium ion binding. The coding region runs from base 1 to 957 and encodes 318 amino acids.